Molecule: messenger RNA, 2370 nt
Organism: Suillus plorans
Lineage: Eukaryota; Fungi; Basidiomycota; Agaricomycetes; Boletales; Suillaceae
Exons: 4
Coding region: 1-2370 (789 amino acids)
Source: RefSeq, a predicted model, not a curated record
AUGACAUCCUAUUCAUCCUUGAGCGCUUCAACCUCCGCAAUUUUGAAUCAAGGGCACUUCUCGUCAUUCAGUAUACCACAACCUCCAAGGACAACAGUAUCAUAUCAGCCCCCCAUCUUCGCAUCAUCUUCAUCAUCUUCAAACCCAACAAACGGUCUACGAGCUUUCAAGGCUCCAGCUCAUAAACAUGCACAUCAUCUACACUCUAUCCCUCCUAGGGAGAAAUCUACCCGAACUCUCAUAAUAGAUCAUAUGUUAUGGGUUCAUGGCCGAACCCGAUUUAUCCAGGCCCGCGCUGAGCUCGGAAUGACCGACCGAACAGGAGGCCCUUCUUCGCCUAAUUAUCGUUACCGUGAACGCCCGGAGUCAUACGAGGAAGAAGAUGAAGUGUCAAGUGACGGUGAAAAUGGUGAAAUGCUCAAAGCCAGAGAGGGUGGUCCAAAUCAUCCUCAUAACGAGGAUGAGGACAAUCGUCGACAGAGACAGGACUUGACCCUGGCAAGGACUCUAAGACUCCGUGCCAUUGGUCUCGAGAAGGUCGUCACAUCAAUGCUCGACCAGCCUCCCCCUGUGCACCCAAUCCUCGAUGACGAUCUCCAUACACCACCUACAUCCCCACAGCGUCCAGGAUCACAACAGUCACCUCAUCGUGCAACAUCCAACCACCCGCACACUCUUCCGAAUGGUGUUCGUUUACGGUUAGCGUUGGGGACUGUCAUCAAUGAUUUAUUUGCGCGUCAAGCCCCUCCCCCUGCAUACCGACAUCAUCACCAUCCUCCACCAAUCAUUGUUUCCAAUAAUUCAGACCAAGCGUCUUCAAAUGGUCGAAGUCCAGGAAACUCUCCUGCAAUGCAGAAGGCCUCACCAGUAUCUGGGACGGGCAGUAGCACGUCCUCUGCACAAGGAACUACUGGCAGCCUUCCCCCAUCAGUCGUCUUGCUUUCGCAGGUAUCAGCUGCAGCACUUUCUCAGACAUCUCUUAUUCCCAUGGGUGACUUUCGUGCACCUUCUUCUCCAAUGCAGGCACCACAAAUGAUGCAGUCUCGUAACCGAAGGUCAAAGUUCAUGCCUAGUAGCCGUGUAUGCACUAUGUACAUGCAGGGCGCCGAUCCCUCCACCGCCAAUUCACCCCCUGGCUUGCGGUGCCCACGACAUCUUCAUACUGGAUGCGACAUAUGCGUUGAAGCCAAACAUUCUGUCAAAGCACCGGGCGGAUCUGGCCGAGCACGCCCACCACCUACUGCAAUGGGCACCAGAAGCUUUGGAGAUUGGGAAGGGGGACUAGUUGGCUCGGGUGGAAGUAUGGGUGGUAGUGGAGGUGGUAUUGCUGGUUGGCAAGAUGGUCCCGGUGUUGGAUCGGGCUUGGCUCAGCCGGGUGUGGAUGGCAGCGUAUUGCGCCGGAAGGCGAAGUGGUUCAUGACUGAUUCUGAAGAGGAACAGUCGGGUGCUGGCGCUGGGAACACUCGGCUGUCAGAGCUUAUUCCGCGCUUUUUAAGGCUUUCUGCCCUUGUCGCAACGGAGCUUGGAGAAGAGCUUGGCGAUGAUGAGUAUGAAGGCGACUGGCAACGGGGUUCCGAAAUGUCCGCUCAAUAUCCGACUUCGCCUCGGCCCUCAUCCCGAAGAUCUCAAACCACCGAGUCGCCCUCUGCACCUCCUUUACGGCCUUCGCGAGAAUGGUAUAUGCUUCUCGCGGGCUUACUUUCCCGUGCCACUCUAGAAGGUUAUCUUACUGGAGGGUGGUGGGGUCUGGAGGCUGUUGAAUGCCUUCUAUCAGUUGGCUUGGGCAUCACUGACGAUGGGUUGGGUCAAGUCGAUUCAUCGGACGACGCAGACUCUGCAUUCGCAUGGUUUGAACCAGACGAUUUACCUAGUCUCAAAGAAGCGACAAGAAUCAUGUUUCCGGCAUUGCGAGCUGCCCGAAACGGGACGCCCAUUCGAAGAGAGGGCGCCGAAGCUGAAUUUGAAGCUGAAAUGGAUGAGCGCCUCAGAAGGUUCUAUACGAUACCGUCUUUGACGCCGGAUCUAUCUACCCACAUGGAGGAUCUGGCGUGGCAUUACCCUGCUGAGCCUGUUGAAAGGGCAGCCCUGCGCUUCUGUGAAGCAAUUGCAAAGUGGCGUGGCAAACCUGAACUCGAAACCUACAAAAAGAAACCACCAAAAGAUGUAGGAGCAUCUAGUAUGACCAUCGAAACUCUCGUACAUUCCAAUCCAACGAGUCCCACGAUAGGACCGUACUCGAUUCAGCCAUCGAGAUCUCAAAGGCCUACUAUUGAAAAAUAUUUCAUUGUACCGCCCUCGUACAUAGGAAGGGGCAAGCGCAGGAGAUCGCUCGGUGAAGCCGAAUCAUCAAACAAGAGGGUCCAUGGGUGA